Molecule: messenger RNA, 1283 nt
Organism: Tinamus guttatus (white-throated tinamou)
Lineage: Eukaryota; Metazoa; Chordata; Aves; Tinamiformes; Tinamidae
Source: RefSeq, a predicted model, not a curated record
AUGGAGCUAGGGAUCUCCAUGCCCAUUCCGGUCAUUGGUUUGCAGGACGACUCCAGGGUAUUUGUAAAUGGGAACUGCGUCCUCAACGAUGAGAACUUUGUCCUCAUCGGGUCCUUUGUGGCGUUCUUCAUCCCCCUCAUCAUCAUGGUGAUCACGUAUUGCCUCACCGUGCAGGUGCUGCAGCGCCAGGCGACCGUGUUCAUGUGUGGAGAGGUGCCCAAAGGGCGCAGGAGCAGCGUGAACUGCCUCAAGAAGGAAACCAACGCCGAGAACGUUUCCAUGCUUCACAAUCACGAGGGGGCAUCGCACUUGAACUCUCCGGUGAACAAGGAAGCGGUGCUUUUCCGGAAAGGAACUAUGCAGUCCAUCAACAACGAGCGAAGAGCCUCCAAGGUCCUGGGUAUCGUCUUCUUUUUGUUCCUCAUCAUGUGGUGCCCGUUUUUCAUCACCAACAUCAUGUCUGUCCUUUGCAAGGAGGCAUGCGAUAAAGGGCUCCUGAGCGAACUCCUGGACGUGUUCGUUUGGGUCGGGUACGUUUGCUCCGGGAUCAAUCCCCUUGUAUACACACUCUUCAAUAAAACCUAUCGCAGGGCUUUUUCCAAUUAUAUCCGCUGCCAAUACAAGACCAGUAAAAAAUCAGCGGUGCGACAGAAUCAGUGUCUGAAUGUUGCUUCCACAGCAUUAUAUGGGAAAGAUCUGACUUUAACUAGUUACCGAAACGGCAAUGAACUCAACAGCAUGGAACUAGAUGAAGUUGAGGGUCUACAAAUGCAACCAGGGACUUCAGAGCUCUCCAUAAACAGCUGUAAUGUUGUAAGCGAGAGAGUGAGCUGUGUAUAAAGAUGGCUCAUUCCAGGUCUUUUGCUACAGUGUACCUGUAGCCAAAAUAUAUUGUGUAAAAAUGUAAGUGUUGGUCAAAGGACUAUGUAAAUACUGCAUUCUGAACAAAACUUUUUUUAAAAAAGAAAAAAGAGUUGUCUUUCCAGUCCAGUACUUAAAAAUCAUAUAUACUAAUAUACUGCAGUGAAGUUUAAGGUUCUAUAUUUACUGUUAAUACUAGAUCAGAAAUAUUAGUUACUUUGCAUAUGUCAUGGACAAACUGUUUGAAUUCUUCUUCCAGUGCAUGAACAAAAAAUGCUGAAUAUUUAUCUCAGGUGGCAUUUGCUGGAGUCCAGAAUGGCGCGUUAAUAGUUAUAUAUCAAAUACAUGCUAUUAGACUUGGUCAAUAUAACUUUUUUUUUUCCAGUUGACAGUAAAUAUAUACUUUAAAUCCUCACCCCCAU